Molecule: messenger RNA, 1441 nt
Organism: Nomia melanderi (Alkali bee)
Lineage: Eukaryota; Metazoa; Arthropoda; Insecta; Hymenoptera; Halictidae
Gene: EndoG
Product: endonuclease G, mitochondrial
Biological process (GO): apoptotic DNA fragmentation
Cellular component (GO): mitochondrial inner membrane; nucleus
Molecular function (GO): RNA endonuclease activity; single-stranded DNA endonuclease activity; metal ion binding
Source: RefSeq, a predicted model, not a curated record
GGUGUUCAAUAUAAACAGGGUACAGGUAGGUGGGAGAGGAUAACUCUCUGUGAGGGGAAAGUUCCUAUGAAGUUCACAAGCUGACGGUUCGACACCUGUUAUAGUUUAUUCUCAGAUUUAAAUGCUUCUUUUUAAGACGCUUUCUUUCAUUAAUAAAAGUGAUGAAAAUAUUGUACAUUUUCGUUAAAUAUUUAUUAAUUAUUAAUUGAUUAUAUAAGCACGAUAUAAUAAUUAUAUAAGCUCCACAUGGACAAAGCGUCAGUUCUUUGAGUUUUCUUAGUGAAGUGUUAAUGAGUAAAAAAUGAGGAAAUUAAAAAAACUAAUUUUGAAUGUGAGUACAUUAACCACCAUAGGAUUUGGUGGUUAUAUUAUUGGUAAAUAUUCGGAGCAAAAAAGACAUUUGAAUGGGGAAGAUGAAUGUCGAAACGGUAUUUUUUCUAAUGUCAACAUUAAAGGAAUGCCAGGUUUACCCUUAUUUGGAACAGUUUCUGCGGCUACCGCAUUUGUUCCUAGUGAAACUGAAACAAACAUGGGUUCAAAAUUAUCAUCAACAGCUGCAAGAGUAUCUGAAAUUAUGAAAUAUGGUUUUCCUGGAUUAGAUAAUGUUAGAUCAUUUGAAGACUUUGUACUUUCCUAUGAUAGACGGAAUAGGGUAGCGCAUUGGGUAUUUGAACAUUUAACUAAGGACCGAUUGGAAUAUAAUGCUGAAAUAUCACGGAGUAAAUGUGAAUUUAAACCUGAUCUCAGUAUACAUCCUUUCUUUAGAGCUGACAACAGUGACUAUAAACGUAGUGGAUAUGAUCGUGGUCACUUAGCUGCAGCAGGAAAUCAUAAGUUACAUCAAAAUCAUAUAGACCAAACUUUUUAUCUGUCGAACAUGGCUCCACAAGUAGGUCGAGGUUUUAAUAGGGAUUCUUGGAAUAGAUUAGAAAAACAUGUUAGAAGUUUAACUAAAAUUUAUAAGAAUGUGUAUGUGUGUACAGGACCUCUAUAUUUGCCAAAGAAAGAGGCUGAUGGAAAGAAAUAUGUACGUUAUGAAGUUAUUGGUGCAAAUCAUGUAGCUGUACCAACUCAUUUUUAUAAAAUAGUUGUUGGUGAAACAGAUGAUUUAAAAUUAGAAAUGGAAGCAUUUGUAAUGCCAAAUACUCCCAUAGAUGAUAAUGCUCCUCUAACAAAUUUUCAGGUUCCCCCGGAAAGUAUUGAGCGUGCGGCUGGUCUUUUAUUCUUCGACAAGAUAUCACGUGAUAAAUUAUGUAAAAUAAAUGGGAAAGUGAGGUAGACAUAAUAAGUGUAUUUAAAUUAGAUGGUAUAAUGACACUAAACUUUUAAGAAAAAUUAAAUACAAAUAUAAACAUUACAUCUAUUUUCUAGUCAAAUUAUAAAUAAUUUUAAGUAAUGUAUUUUUAUAUAAUUGUAUUGAUAUAAAACUUUCAGUUGAAAU